AUGCCCCGGGGCAGUCUCUCGAAUGUUUUGGAUGCUUCAUCUAAGCAAGAAAAUCUCGUUAACAAGAAACCAGUUACGUCUUUACUUCGACCAAUUUACUCCCGAAUGCAAUCUCGAAGCUUGGUUGCUGGCCGCGUGAUUGUGUGGCCUGAGGCUACAUCAGCUGAGAAUGCAACUCAUCAACAGAGGCUGCAUCCCUCGAACGCUUGCCUUGCGGGGACUAAAAGAGCGGGCGGAGAUUCCGGACGGAUCACGCUGGAUUUGACCACGAAUGCGUCCAGUCUCGUUUACUCGCUCUAUCCAGGGCAUCCCGUCGUUUUGACGGCGACAAACUUGACUGGACGCUCUCUCACUGCGUUUGAAUUUUACCAGGUAAGACCGAAACCUAGUAAUCACUUACCUGUUUCUACUUUAGACGUGCCAGACCUCCAUGUGGCAGUGGCUUGUGGUCCAUUUACCACAACUACCUCUCAUGAUAUUUCUCCAUUAUUAGCCCUGUUAAAGGAUAUUAAGGAGUAUCGGCCUCACGUGCUUAUCUUACUCGGUCCUUUGGUUGACUCAUCUCACCCACUAAUCGAGGAAUAUCGCGACUCAACCUACGAAGAACUAUACCAAUCACGCUUGAACACUGUGGCUGAGUGGUGUCAUCUUUUGAAGACUAGCGUUGUAAUAGUGUCGUCAUGGCGGGAAAUCUGUGGUAACCCCGUUUACCCGACACCCCCUCCGUUCGGUUCCGGUAAACCAUAUUGGACUCAAAAGAACCCAGAACUGGCUACCUGGUAUGAAAACGUUACGUUCGUUUGGGAUCCCUGUACGCUCCGGAUUGGACCCUUUGUCAUGGGUCUCUCUUCUCCUGACGUACUAUUCCAAAUGAGCUCGGAAGAAAUAAAUGCCAACUGCACGGGCGACCGCUUGGCCCGUCUCUGCCGCCACGUUUUGACGGCGGCGAACUUUUAUCCCAUCCAUCCUCCCGCCGAGAGCCUCCCCCUGGAUUAUCCGCUCUGGCAGGACCAUGCCCAUUUCCCCUCAAACCGCUCGCCGCAUUGUCUCGUUCUGCCUUCCCGACUGCGAGCCUUUAUAAAGGUCAUUUACGUCGCUUGUAGUAGCACAGCUGCUGGAAGCUACGCCAGGCUUAUUUUCUCCAUUAAGGACUCCUCAGCUGACCUUCAAGAAUCGGCCAUGGAUGUAGUCAGCUGGGCGGGUGAUGAAAAAACCGCAACGGACUCAACCAAGAGUGGUGUGACCAUACUUGGGGAAGUAGUCCAACUGUAG
This is a messenger RNA of Mesocestoides corti, 1272 nucleotides long. The record is from the annotation of a GenBank genome assembly. NCBI's taxonomy places the organism in Eukaryota, Metazoa, Platyhelminthes, Cestoda, Cyclophyllidea, Mesocestoididae.